Ostrea edulis (European flat oyster) is the source of this 1808-nucleotide messenger RNA. RefSeq names its product integrator complex subunit 12-like. The record is from RefSeq and is a predicted model, not a curated record. NCBI's taxonomy places the organism in Eukaryota, Metazoa, Mollusca, Bivalvia, Ostreida, Ostreidae. Bases 78 to 1586 code for a protein of 502 amino acids. The transcript is spliced from 8 exons.
GAUUUAAGAUUUGGUUUUUACUUUCAUAAAAAUUCCGGAAUAGGGAUUGAGAGUACUUACCAAGAAAACAGCUGGCAAUGACGAUGACAGAUUUGGAUCCGAUGUUUGUCAAAGCUCUGCGGCUGCUUCACUCUAAGAGCAAGGACUCAGCUGAUCAAUUGAAACAAUUACUGGACGAUGUCCUUCAUGCCAAGAAAGGUCAAAAGGGAAGUGCAAGCUCUGACUCCAAGUCAUCUUCAUCAUCAUCUAAGUCAUCACACAAAGAAAAAGAAGAAAGCAAGUCCAAAAAACGAGAGGCAGAAAAACGGAACAUUGAAAAGGUGAAGCAAGAGAACUUAGAAGUUACUGAUGAAAUUCCACCCAAAAAAUCACGAAAAGAAUCUCCCAAACGUCCAAUUACUCCCUCAAGUGAUGAAGAGAUGAAAGUCAAAGAUAUCAAACAAGAACCUGCGGAGAAACCACAGAGUAAAGACAAAGAAGAGAAAGAGAAGUCCCGGAAAGAGGAGGAAAAGAAAGUGAAACAAGAAAAGGAUGAGAAAGUGAAAGUAAAAGAAGAAACCAAAGGUUCUGGGGACAGUGAUGAUGAUUUCAAUGACUUUGCCAUUGGACUCGAUAUCGCUUGUGUUGUUUGCAAAUCUUUUGAUGUCAAGACUGGAAAUCAGCUGGUUGAGUGCCAGGAGUGUCACCACUUGUAUCAUCAGGAAUGUCACAAACCUCCAGUUACUGAACAAGAUGUCCACGAUCCCAGAUUCGUCUGGUACUGCUACAAAUGUACCAAGAGUCUCAAGAAAAUGGUGAAUAAACCGAGUAAAAACAAAGCAGAGGAUUCCAAAGAAAAAGCCCGUUCCUCCAGCUCUAGCAAGUCCAGUAAGAGUGAUCCAGCUGGACUCUUCAACUUCAGGAAGGUUUCCACUUCAAAUAACAGUUCUAGUAGUUCAGGAGGUAAACCUUUGAGUGGACUAGCUAGUCUAGCAGCUAAACCCACUGGUGGAAUGGGAGGCGUUUCUGCUAAACCUAUGAGUGGACUAGCGAGUCUAGCAGCCAAUCUGUCAGGAAAGUCAGAGCAAACAAAGCUGGCUAAAGCAGAGCCAGGCAAAUCUCCAAAAUCCGACCAAUCAAAAUCUUCUUCUGGAAAAUCUGACCAAUCACGCUCAGGCAAAUCAGAAUUACAGAGAUCAAAUUCCAUUUCAUCCAAAACAGACAUUGGAAAACAGAGAUCUGAUCAGUCCUCUGAAAAGUCAAGUGGAAUGUUAAAAUCCAGCUCUUCGUCGAAACUUAGUUCUAAAUCAGAAGACUCUAAAUCAAAGUCGUCAUCAGAGAAGUCAAAAUCGGAGUCAGGGAAAUCCAAAUCUAUGGUAGACCCCGCUAAGAUUGAGGCACUCAAGGCCAAGACUGCAGCAGGUGAUUCAUCCAAAUCAAAAUUACCCCCUAGCUCACAAUUUGAAGUUCCCAAGUCAAAGGCACCAGUGUCUAGUAAACAAACCGCAGGAGGGAGCACGUCCGUGGUUAAUGCAGAAAAAAGGCUUCAGAUGAUGAAGAAGAAAGCGGCUGUCAAAAUCCAAGAAAAGAGAGCCUCACUUAAGUAAUGUUAAUUGACAGAAGAAGAGGGGGCUCAUCGAUUUGUGUUUAAUAUAUUUGUCCAAUUUUUAGGGUGAUAUUUUGUACAAACAUUUUAACAUCAGCAUGUGACUGGGAAGAUCUGGAUGAGGUUGAUUUUUCAUGCUGUAAGAAGGAAUCAAACUGUAAAUAUCAUUAUAGCUGUCAAGGUCAUAAUAAUGUGAUGUUAAAAAUAAAUUAUCUCCACUGUC